Rhineura floridana is the source of this 3002-nucleotide messenger RNA. RefSeq names its product small glutamine rich tetratricopeptide repeat co-chaperone alpha (gene SGTA). The record is from RefSeq and is a predicted model, not a curated record. NCBI's taxonomy places the organism in Eukaryota, Metazoa, Chordata, Lepidosauria, Squamata, Rhineuridae. Gene Ontology annotation, molecular function: protein binding; molecular adaptor activity. Gene Ontology annotation, biological process: post-translational protein targeting to endoplasmic reticulum membrane. The coding region runs from base 191 to 1129 and encodes 312 amino acids. The transcript is spliced from 12 exons. Gene Ontology annotation, cellular component: TRC complex; membrane.
AGUAGCGCGGUUGGGGUUUGCCCAGCUGCGCCUGCGCAGUUGAACCGAAGGGGGAAGAAGACAAAGGAGGGGCAGCCCUGGCUGCGCAGGCGCAGUCGGGAGUGGGAGAGCCAAAUUGCUGGCCUCUGCGCUGGUGGGGGGCGACUGAGGGCUGGGGAGGAGGCCGCGAGGAGUUCCCUGCAGCCACACGAUGGCCGACAAGAGGCGCUUGGCGUUCUCCAUCAUUCAGUUUCUCCAAGACCAGCUGCAAGAUGGGGGGCUCUCCCCAGAUGCCCAAGAGAGCCUGGAAGUUGCCAUCCAGUGCCUGGAGACGGCCUUUGGGGUGUCCAUGGACGACAGAGGCUUAGCCUUGUCCCAGACGUUGCCUGAAAUUUUUGAAGCUGCUGCAGCUCAGGAACCGCAGCAAACCUCAGCAGUGUCUGAGCCCGUCACCCUCUCAGAAGAAGACGCAGCUGAAGCAGAGAGGCUGAAAGCUGAGGGAAACGAGCAGAUGAAGGCAGAAAACUUUGAAAGUGCCAUCACGUACUACGGAAAAGCCAUUGAACUGAACCCCUCCAAUGCAGUUUACUAUUGCAACAGGGCUGCCGCUUACAGCAAACUGGGAAACUACAUUGGAGCAGUUAGAGACUGCGAAAGAGCCAUAAAUAUUGACCCCAAAUACAGCAAGGCCUACGGCAGGAUGGGCUUAGCACUGUCCAGCCUGAACAAACUCUCAGAAGCCGUCGUCUACUACAGAAAAGCCUUGGAGCUUGAUCCAGACAACGAAACUUACAAGUCGAACCUGAAAGUCACCGAGCAGAAAAUGGAGACGCCGAGCCCUUCGACAGGGGGCACUGGAGGCUUCGAUUUAGCUGGCUUGCUCAACAACCCUGGAUUCAUGAGCAUGGCAUCUAACCUGAUGAACAAUCCACAGGUACAGCAGUUAAUGUCUGGGAUGAUCUCAGGCGGUGCCAACCCGAUGGCAGCUCCAGGGGCCAGCGCGUCCCCCAACGACCUUGCUAGCCUUAUCCAAGCAGGCCAACAGUUCGCUCAGCAGAUGCAGCAGCAGAAUCCUGAGCUCAUAGAACAGCUGCGCAGCCAGAUCAGGAGUCGGACCCCCAGCGCCAGCAACGAGGAGCAGCAGGAAUGAGGCGGCUUGCAGGGGCUGCUGUUUUUUGGGAAGACAACGUCCUUCACUGCAGAAAGAAAAAGGAAGAACUGAAACUGGAAAAGCUAUGUUUGUGUUAACUGUUUCUCCAGCUUGGGGGGGGGGCGGGAAAUACGAAGAGGGCAAGCGAGGGUGGGAUGAGGGACCCCAACUUGAUCUGUCCUGCAUGUUAGAGAGGCAGUUUCUUGUAGCCUCUUCCUCCUCCACCUCCACGUGGGCAUCUCCAGGAGAGCCAGCAAGCUGUCGGCCGCAGAGCAGCACAUCGACCCUUUUGCCGCCCACCUUGAGACUCCUGGAAAAUCAGCAACGGGUGCAGUUGAUUUUUUAAAAAUUCCUUCUUCCUGGGAAACACCGUUGCUCCAAUGAAAUUUGACUCCAAAACUGCGGCCUUCUCCAGCCACAAAGAAGGGGUGGUCGCAAUCUCUCUCUUCCUUUUUUGCAAACUGUUCCCCCCUCACCUCAACCCCCCCCAAAGUUUGAAGGAUUUCUGUCUUAACCUCCCUGUUGUGACCUUUGCUGACUCUGUUACCUGGCGCCCACAAGCCCGGCUGCACCUUUGGGGGUUCAGCGCCGUUCGUGGAGUUCCUUGCUUUGGGCGUCUCCCGCUGACGUGUCAACACCGCAGUAAAUGGGGGAACUUUACAGAAGGAAUUUUUGUGAUCAUGUGUGUUGGGGGAGGUGUGGGGGGGCAGCCGAUCAUAGAGGGGGCAAAGACCGUUUUCUGUGACUUUUGGAAACUUGACCUUUUAUUUUUUUUUCCAAUAGGACUCUCUUCUGCUGUUGUUUUAAAGAUCAUGGUAAUAGCGAUCUCUUUGUGGUUUUCUUGAGAGGGUUAGGACUGACUUGCUCCUGUUCUGGUUUUUGAAAGUAGUUUUUAAUUCAACGUUUGCGGUUUGGUUUUUUUAUUAUUUUGGGAGGUCGUGCUGGAGUCUGCAUGCUUUGCGGCCCCCCUGGAAGGUGGGAUUGAGUUGCCUAGUGAGUACAGGAGUGAGCUGAAAUUGCCAUUUUGGCUCUUCCCCCCCCCAAAAAAAGACAAACACAACAACUGACGGUCCUGUUCAGCUUGGUCUUAACAGAUGUCAUUCAAAUAUAACCUGGUGCCAAGGAAAUGGCUUCACAGAGAGUGUGAAUGGGGAUGGUGGCCCUCAAAUGAAUAUACAACACACAGGCUUGUUGCUCCGUCACCCCAACCUUUCUAAGUGUGUGUGUUCUCGCCGGCUGGGGACCACAGCGCCGUCCCCAACUCACUCUCUCCCUCUUGUCUUCCCCCCCCCGCCACAAAAUCCUUUUGGUUUGCAUGGCCUGGGGCCACUAAGCCCCAAGCCCUGCUGGGUGGGCCUGCCACCUCUGGGCGAAGCCACCGUCCCUCUUGCAGUGGAUUAACAGAUCGCUUCCCCUGGGACGGAAAAGCAGAUUUUAUACGGGCAACCGGGUGCCUGGCAUGUCAGCGUUCUUCGCUCCAGCCCCCAAUAUCUCAGUGAUUCCUGGGGGACAAUCCCAGCCUGUAAUGGGACUUGCCAAUUCCCCAGAAUUGUGUGUGUGGGGGGUCUCUCUCUUUCUCUACACCCCUUGGUUAAAUGCUGCAAGACAAGAAAAAGAUGGUCUGGGGUUGGUGGUGGAGGAUUCUAUUUGCUGUGAUGAACUGGCUUUGUUGGAGGUAAAAUCGUCCUGUGGGGGGGAGAGGAAGAGAUGGCCCCUUGGUCCUUCCACAGAGAGAGGAAUGGGCUGGGAUCUUCCUCCCCUCCCAUCAGCUAGCAUUAUUCAAAUUACUUUAAAAUGUUUUUUUUUAAUUGGCACUGUGUUUUUUUUACUUUUUUUUUUUUAGAGUAGAAAAUAAAAUUAUUUUGACACCGUU